Gopherus flavomarginatus (Mexican gopher tortoise) is the source of this 4294-nucleotide messenger RNA. RefSeq names its product sestrin-3-like. Gene Ontology annotation, molecular function: oxidoreductase activity, acting on peroxide as acceptor; L-leucine binding. Gene Ontology annotation, biological process: cellular response to L-leucine; negative regulation of TORC1 signaling; positive regulation of macroautophagy. Gene Ontology annotation, cellular component: nucleus. The transcript is spliced from 9 exons. Lineage: Eukaryota; Metazoa; Chordata; Testudines; Testudinidae. Bases 158 to 1501 code for a protein of 447 amino acids. The record is from RefSeq and is a predicted model, not a curated record.
GCUGAAGGGUCAUAGCGUCCUCGCCCAUUUCCACAGUGAUUGGCCGCUGUUGUACACUGGGCACGCCCCCUUCGGGCUCCGGCUCCUUGCUCUAACCCGGCUUGCAGUUUCCCUGGGCAGACGGCUGGAGCUGGCCGGUACCGUCAGGCUGCUAACCAUGAUCCUGUGUCCCCCGAGCACGGAGCACCCCCGCGGAAACCAGUGCCAGCGGCUGCAGGGCCAGGUAGUGAAGAUGACCAGUAGCGACCAAGAGCGACCGCAGUUCCUGUUUGUGAAAGCGCUGGCCAGCCGGGGGCGCCUGGAAGCAGUAACACAACAGAUGGGCUACCACCCGCAGUACCUGGACAGCUUCCUCAAGAUGCAGCACUACCUGCUUCACAUGGACGGCCCACUGCCAUUUGCCUGCAGACACUACAUCGCCAUCAUGGCAGCUGCUCGGCACCAGUGCUGGUAUCUGGUGAAUCUGCACAUGCUGCAAUUCCUGCGAGUCGGGGGAGAUCCCCAGUGGCUGCGGGGCCUGGACUUCAUCCCUCCCAAACUCCGCAAUCUUAAUGAGAUCAACAAGAUCUUGGCUCAUCGGCCUUGGCUCAUCAGCAAGGAACACAUCGAGAAGCUGCUGAAGAUCAGUGAGCAGAGCUGGUCUCUGGCAGAGCUGGUCCACGCUGUUGUCCUCGUGGCACAUUACCAUGCUCUCGCCAGCUUUGUCUUUGGUUGUGGCUGUGAGCAGGAGUGGCUGGAUGGCAGGAGCAUACUGAAGUCAACAUUGCCAGGAAACCAGUGUUUCUGUGAGUUCGCCAGUGGGAACAGCUGUAAUCUGGAAUUGCUGCGCAUCAACCGCAAACGGUCUCUGGACUCCUGUGUGGAACUCGAAUCACUCCGGGAACGUAUCCAGAGGAUCCACCUGGAGACUGAAGGCCGAGAGGAAACAAGGCCACCACCACAAGACAGAGAGGAAGAUUUUGAUGGGGAAAUCGUCAGAGCCACAGAUCUCUCCUGCUAUGUGCAGGACCCUAACUUUGGAUACCAGGACUUUGCCAGGCGAGAUGAAGAGCAGACCCAGAUAUUUAGAGUCCAGGAUUACUCCUGGGAAGACCAUGGAUUCUCGCUGGUAAACAGACUCUACUCUGAUGUUGGCCACCUCCUGGAUGAGAAGUUCCAUACAGUUGACGGUCUCCAGAGCAAUGCCAUGGCCAAGCGGCAAGGCUGUGAAUCUUCCGUCUUCAAACGAGGCAUCUGGAACUAUAUCCACUGCAUGUUCGGAAUCAGGUACGAUGACUAUGAUUACGCAGAAGUGAAUCACUUUCUGGAGCGUAUGCUCAAGGUUUACAUUAAAACUGUGACUUGUUACCCAGAGAAGACUAACCCAGAAAUGUUCAGCCGGUUCUGGAAGCAGUUCAAGCAUGGUGAAAAGGUCCACGUGAACCUUCUCAUCCUGGAAGCCAGAAUGCAAGCUGAGCUCCUGUAUGCACUGCAAGCAAUUACCCAGUAUAUGAUCUCCUAGAGAGCAGGGAUGGCUGGGUUAUGGCAGGGCGGCGCAGGCAUCCCUGCCUUUCCAUGGACUCCAUACUUGACCCAUCGGGCUGGAACUGGCUGAGAUGGGUUUCUCUAAUGUACUUGACUGUUCUGUUUCUAUGGGGCACGAUGAGUGACCUUGUUAUGUGCAAUUACCAAGCUGUGAGGCAACUCCGUGCUGCUGUGAUGUCAGUGUGAAGCUGGAGACUUGAAUGUGUCCAUGGCAGACUCCCAAAGACAUGGCACAGGGAGGAAAGGACGGGCAGGGAGAGGGCAUGUCUCUCUUUAAAUAGAUGGGCUCUAACCAUCCACAGUGGAAGCCCCUUCGCCCAGGCGGCACAGGGAGCCUGUCCAUGGGGGCAGCCCAGUGCUGGAUCCUGUGUGCGUUCCAGCCCUAGGGCAGAGCUGCAAGCUUGCUUCCUUUCCAGCACUGCAGCAGCAUCACACUGGGCAUGGCUGGCUGUUCAGAUGCAGCGGCUGUGGGGUGAUGAAGCUUGCUGUGGAGCAUCACAAUCAGUAGGGUGGCUUGUGGGUGUGUUCUGAAACUCCUUUAGUCAGAGGAGCACAAGGGAGGAGCACUGGUUAUGACCCAGGUUCUCAGAGAUGAGCAUAUCCUCCCCCUCCCCAGCACAGUACUGGAGGGAAACCAGCCUCCUGCAUACGCUCCUGGCCAUGCCUGCCAACCUCCAGGCGGCACCAUGCUGAGUAUAUGUCAAGCUGUGGCACUCCAGAGGAGGUGCGGUGAUCAACAUGCUGUAUUCUCCCAGUGCCAGGAACAGGCUGUUUUCCUCCAGCUCCUGGAAGUGGCUGCUUGGAAUGUUUCACUUCUGUGGAGCUGAGUUCUUGGACCUGCAUCUCACCCUCGGGGGUCUCCUAUUGAGCCCCCCUUUCUACAGAAAGUACAGGGGGGCCAUUGUACCCAAACAUGAGCUGGGUCCUAGCCAAGGCUGCACUAGCCUUGGGAUGGGUCACUUGCUGCUCAGUAUUGCCAUGUGGGCCAUAUGCCUGUUCACUGACAGGCCAGGUCACCUGAAACUGCCUCAGUCACCUCCUGUUCUUGGGACAGCAGCCCCAGGACUGGAGCAGCUCCCGACUGACCAGCCUCCACCCACGCGCAGGCCUGCACCUCAUUCUCUUUGCCAUGGGCAGGAUCCACAUGCUGCAGUGCUCUUCGUGGCCCCGGGAGGGACUGAGGAGUAACAACCUGCCCUACCCCUGUUCCCACUCUGGCUGAAGGAGCGCAUGCUGUGCUGCACCUGCAGCCGUGGCUCAGUGGCUGACCCAGCUUCAGAGGGAGAUUCAGGUAAGGGCUGUGUACAGAGGCCCCUUAUCCAAAGAGCUUUUUGGUGCAUGAGGACACAGCUGGGACCUUCCUUGUAACUGGUCUGGAGGGUGAGUGAGGCACACUGCUUUGGUCAGCUUGGUUACUUGUGUGGAGAGAACCUUUGGAAGCUACAGAAGAAGCCUAUUUUUGCUAUAAAUAUAAUUAUGUUUGACACAAUCUGCAGCUGGCUCAUCUCUCUGCAGGGGAAAGGGAGUUUCGUGUGCCCCAGCUGGAGAGCCAACCCUUGUACAGGUGUGCUGUAGUCCACCUGCUCUGCCUGUGGAGCUGGUGGCAGGCAGGGCCGAGCUGCACUGCCAUAGCCUGUGCAGGCUUUCUACAGCAGGUCGGGUCAUCUGUGUGCUGCGGUGCCUGUGUUCCUGAAGUCUCCUGGCUUUGCCUGAGCCCGUGGAGAUGCAGCGGUGCUGUAUGGGCUCCCUGGCUGGUCAGACUGAGGGUAAUCCUCUUUCCCCUCUGGUGCCCUUUGGCACCAUGGCCAUAGGAGCCGAUGAACUGUCCCUCCUUGUAAAGGAGACUGCUAGCCCUGCUGCUUUGGCCAAGCUCCAUCUCCUUUCUCCCGCAGCAGCACUUUUUCUCUUGCUGUUCAAAACAGCUCUGGCAUCUUGCAGCACUCUGCUCAACAGCACCCAGGGAGCGUGACUGGACGGGAAAAGAGUUAACUGAACCUAAAGGACUUCACUGCAAGAAGGGAGCAAUACUGCCACAGCUGUGGGGGUGGGGCAGGGAGGGCGUUGGGUAGGCUUAGCCUCCCCUCCCACCACAGGUUGUAGGACAGGAGUGAAUUUAAGGCUUCACUCCGGCCAGGGCAGCCUGCCUUCAAAGAAGGUGGGUGGGCAAGUGAGUUGUUUUGAUCCCUGGAACAGCACAAGCCUGGCAAACGUUUCAGCAGGAGGCUUUCUGGCCAAAGCCAUGCAGGGGCUGAUGACAAUGUGGAAGCAGCCGCUUCUUUCCUAUGCUGAUUAUCUACACUUUGGGCCAAACAAACUGUAAGAUGUAAACCAAGUAGAUCCUACUGGAUUUUAUCACUUCUGAAUGGAACUGGGAGAGGGGGUUUGCUUUUUUUGGCAGUGUAUUUGCUGAAAAAGGCAAGUUUUGGUCAACCUUAAAACUAUUUGCAAAUAUGUCUAAUUUGCCUAAUAGUUUUGACUAAAGUGGAAAAACUCAGUGUUUCUGGAAAUUUCAGCUCUCUGCACAGUAGCUGCCCAAAAGGCUAACAGUGUUAGGGCCUAUUCGGAAAGUGAUAGAAAUACAUGGUGCACCCACACCUUGAAUAAUCUGUCCAGGUCUGGUCUCCCCAUCUCUGAAAAGGUACAGAGAAGGGCAACAAAGAUGAUCAAGGGUAUGAAAAGACUUCCCUGUGAGGAGAGACUACAAUGACUAGGUUAGUUCAUCUUAAAAAAGAGAUUAAGGGAUGUGUGUAAUACAGAUGUGUAAUACAAA